UUCUCUGUGCCUACCUUGCCCCCCUUGGGAACUGGAACAGGGGACCUCCUUGGGAGGCUCAGUGAGAGCCACGGGGGCCCAUCCACAGGCCAGUGGUUCGCACCCUCUCUUGCAAGCACCCCUGGCUCCCGUCCUUGGGUCUUCAUUCCUGGGACUUACCCUUUUCUGGAAAAUUGUCUCCUUCGCUGCCUCUGUUCCCCAUUAGCCCAUUGGCUCCCCACACAUGGUGGUUUGUCUCCAUCAACUUGGUUGGGUGCCCAGAACCUAGACCAGGGCGUUCAGCUCGGAGCGGUGACCAGUGUGCAAGUGAUAGCGGUAGCUGCUGCCGCCGAUACUGAUAUGGUCAUUGUUGUCACUUCGUAUAUGUGUGACUUGGAGAAAAGGUGACCGCUGAGUCCUCUAGCCUUUCCCAGGGCUCAGGGGGUUAGACACACAAAUGGGGUUCUCCUGUCACCGCCCCCCACCCCUCACGUCUCCUUGUGGCAGCCCCAGAAUGUUCCAGGCCCCCAUCCCUAUCCAGAUCCCAGCUGAGCGUCGGUGGGGAGUGAAGGAGCAACUUAAGCCCUGGUGGAGCUCGUAUUUAUUUAGCACCUGCGGGGGGUGAACCGUGAGCGGGCAGCUGACGCCAGGCAGCCUCGCAGAUGAGGCUGCUGAGGCCUGGAGCGGGCGGGGGGCAGCUACCUGCCCCGAGUCCACAGAUGACCAGUAGCCGGGUCGGGCCUUCCUUCCCCGGGGGCCACGGUGGCUGUCUUAGGAGCAUCGGCUCUCUUGGUCCUCACGGCUGCUGGGUGAGGGCGGGGAACGAGCCGCCCUCACGUUCCUGCUUCAAGAACUGAGCCCCAGUGACUGGGCUGUUUGGGAGCACCCAGGCCUGGGGGGUCCCCGGAGCUGGGGUAAGGAGGGGGUCGCAUGGGUGUGUGUCUGACAGGCCUGGAGAGGGACCCAAGAUUCACCCUCUCCAAGCCUCAGUUUCCUCAUUUGGAAAUUGGGAGCAUCGUGUGGGGAAUCGCCUUGAUGUGAUGGAGGCCUCCAAGUCAGUGUCAGGCAAGCCCCCACUGUCCGUGAAAUAAUGCAGGGUGGGGACGGGGGGGGGGCUGGUCCAGGCCCCCCAAGGGUGCUAACGGGUAGGGCCUCGCCACCUGGAUUGUGUGACAUUCUCACUUCCCCAUGUGUCUCAGCUUCUCUGCCUUCCUGGCCUCCGCAGGGGAGGUGAGGGGGACAGAGGUGCCUGGAGCCAUACGUGCCUGGGUCCUUGACAGACCUUGACUGUCACUUGGGGGUGUAGGCAGAGGCUGGGGGACUAGAGCCCUGUCACCAGCGGGGGUCCCUAAUUAAUUCUGCCAAGGGGUCAGCCCCUUCCGUACAUCUAGUGUCUCAUUAAUAUUCAGUGGGUUAUUAAUAUUUAGUACUGUGUGUAUAUAUAUGCAACAAAUCAUGACUAUUCAGUGACGGUGUCUCUUCAGGGCUGUUUAGUGCCUCAUUCAUAUCAUAUUCAUUGUGAUAAUAUGCAUAUUCAUUCAUGCGUCACAAACGUGCCUUGCCACUAUUCAUUGUUGCCUUAUAAGUAUUUCAUAUAUUAUAAAUGCUGGGUGCCUCCUACAUAUUUAACAGGUCAUGAAUAUUCAGCACCUCACUAAUAUUCAGUGCUUCUUGCUCAUUAAAUGCAUCCUGAAUAUUUUAGUGCCGUGAAUAUCUGGCCCUUUGAGCACAUUAGGAGUGUUCGGAGUCAGGAAUAUUCAGUGCCUCUUGGUCCUGCCCCCUUGGCUCCGAGGAUGUGCUUGCUGACUCCUCAGGACUGAAUCACCUGCAUCCCCAAGGUCCCGGGUAGGGGACAGCGGCAGCUGCUGCCUAGAACGGGGUUAGCCUGAAGUGAGGCUCAAGGAAGUAGCCAAUAUGUGAGUCAUCGUUAGCAUUUUUCCUCAUGCAACGAACAGCAGUGAGCACCAACUGGGGACAGAGCUGUGAGGGCCAAGAUGCUGGGCCCCACCUCCGGAGCUCCAGGCAGGCUGGGGAGAUGGACAGGAGGGAAGUGAGCAGUUUUGUCUAAUGGUGGUGAGAGCAGCAGAGGAAAGCAGAGCCGGGGUGGGGUGUUUUAGCUGGGAGGUUGGGGCGUCUCUAAGGAGAUGAUGUUGGGCGGAAACCUGAAGAUCAAGGAGAACCAGGGGGUAGAGCGGGAGAGAGGGGCGUCCGAGGUGGAAGGAAAGGCAGGUGCAAAGGUCCUGUGGCAGGGCUGAGCCUGGGUGUUUGAAGGAGCUGUGAAGAGGCUGGUGUGGCAAGAGUGGAGGAAAGGGGGCAGUGGACAUGGGGCGGGAGGAGAAGGAGAUUGAGAGCACCCCAGGGGGAGGCUUUGGGGUUGCAGCCAACAAAAACUAGUGGUUUUGCUAUGUGCGCUGCAGGAAGCAGGCUCUGAGUGAUGGUGAAGUUGCAACAGUGCAUGGAGGGCAAACAGCCCCGAGCAGGAUUGGCCGGUAUUGCAGUGGGGGGACUGGGUGAUGGGCCCUGAGAGUCAGCCCGGACAUCACUGCUGUGACUCUGUACGCCGUGGCACUACUGUCUGUAGGGAGGAGCAUGGAGGGGGCCCUGCCACAUGCAAGCAAUAUAUGGAUGUGUUCAUCCGUCACAUGCCUGAUGGAUCUUCCUGGUUUACAUGGCAUCGUGUCCCGAAGGCUCUCGCCCAGACACCACGCCUGGGUCGCCUGCUGCCCCAUAACGGCCCCUCGUGAAAGGCUCAGAGACUUCUCACAUUUUGUUCUCCCUGGUCCAUCCUUCUCUGUCCCCCACAUCCGGGCUCUAAAUGUUUUUUCUCUUUUUUUGGCCACGCCACACUGCAUAUGGGAUCUUAGUUCCCCAACCAGGGAUCGAACCCGUGCUGCCUUCAGUGGAAGCAUGGAGUCUUAACCACUGGACCGCCAGGGAAGUCCCAGGCUCUAAAUAUUGAUGACUCCCUUCAUCUUAUUUGCUGAACUCACCCACGUCCCUGUACCCCGCCAGCCAGCCCCUAUCCAGGUCCCCAAAUUCUUCUUCUUGGUUGCUGCCCUGGCCUCUAACUCCUGCCCUGAUCGCGUUUUCCCCUUCAGUGGCCCCACGGGGGACUUCUUCAAAGCGUAACUCAAUCUUGUCCUUCCCCUGCUCACACACCGUCCAUGGCUCCCCAUUGCGCCUCACCUGCAACAUAAGAGCUGCUUUGUGGUCUGCCCCAUUUCCUGUUCCUCCCCCACCAUCAUCUGGCAACCCUGCCUGUAUCUCCCUCCUCCUCCACUUCUCCAACCACACCGCCUCCUCUCUCUCCCUUUGAUAACCUAAAUUUGUGCCCACCUCAGGGCCUUUGCACUUGCUGUGCCCUCUGCCUAGAAUGCCUGUCCCCUGGGGCUCUGCCCAGGUGAUUUCCCUUCAUCCUUCAGGAUGUCCCCAGGCUGGUCAGGUCCCUCCCCUGCCAGGGAUCCCUCCUUCUUCAACAGCAUUUAUCGCAGCUGCGACUAAACAAAUCACUUCCUCAUGUAUUAAUAUCAUAAAAGAAGGGCUGGCUUGGCCAUGCCUAUGUCCCCUGCACCCUGCAUACAGUAGGUGCUUAGUAAAUACUCUAUGGCCCACAAGUCAGUGCAACAAGUAAAACGGUUGGAUUCGUACAUGUUCAUAGACACUCCUGCUUUAUGCUGAGCCUCAGUAUCCCCAUCUGUAAGUGGGGGCACUUAAAGGAGCCAGGACAAUGAACCAAGGUCACUGAGGUUGUCAUCGCAUAGUCAACGUAUGCCAAGCCCUUUAAUACUCAAUAUGGAGUGACCCAUUGUGUGUCUGUGGGGCAGGGAGUAUUCUCAGCACUUCCAUGUGCUAAUGAGGAAAUAGACUCCCAAGGGGAAGUGACUCACCAAGGUCAACUCAGAGCAAAGAGGUACCAUUCAACAAGGAAUCUGACCUCUCUGCUUCCUGGUCACACACCUCCAUGGCUCGCCCAUGCCCCCAGGAAACAGCCCCACUACUCAGCCUGGCGUUCAAGGUCUUUACAGGGUUUGGCCCCACCUCUUAGCCUCAGAAAUCAACCCCUCUCCAAAUUCUGCUUUUCAGCAAAAUAAACUACACAUGAUUCCUUCAAUAGGCUUUGUUUUCUUUCCCUUCCUUGCUUUUGCAUUUGCUCUCUUUGCUACCUGAACUCCCCUUGGUGAACUCAUAUGCAUCCUUCAAAACCUCAGCUUCAAUAUCCUGAUCCAUUCUUCUGGCCCAUCCCUGAUCCCACAGGUGUCUGGACUUGUCUCCCCCAGAUUGAGGGCUUCUGGGGGCCAGGCCCAGGGUUGAGGCUUCUCAAUUCCUCCAGAACCUAUUUGUUGAACGAAUGAAUAGUUUUCAUAUAUGUGUUUUGAGAUAAGAGCCACUGAGACCCUUCUCAGAGCUGAAGGACUUGGAGAUACUGUGGAUUUCUGUGGUAAUGUGAGUCACCCACUGGGCCACCUUGGGACGACUCUCUGAGCUUCAUUUCUCCAGCUAUGAAAUGGGGGUGGGGAUUCCUCCAGAGUUAUUCAGACCCCACAAACUUCAGAGUGAGCAGCUAUUUGGGCUUCCACAAGCCCAAUCCUUCCAGAACUGGAGAGGGUAGACAGGAGAGUCUUGUGUGGGGUCAGGGAAUCGAAAGCAGACCUGAGAGGAACUUCUCACCAGCCAUACAGCCCCACCAGCAAAGUCCCCAGAGCUGCCGCACAGUCGCUUAGGAGGAAGUAAUACUAAGAGGCUUCCCAUCCUUGGCUAAGUGGAGCCCGUAAGCCUCAGCUUUUCCCACGGUAGGUGUGAGGUCCCAGCCCAUUUAGAAAGUAAGGCCCGUAAGGAGAGGCUGGGGACUACCUGGGAUACAGCCCACUGAGACACCCAGCAAGGUAUCCUGGACCAGUAAAUCCCCAGCACUUUCAGCCUGGCUGAAAGCGGGGCCUGGAGUUUCUUUUUUAUGCCAGUCUGGAUGUGGGAUGUUGUGAGUUUGGAAACAUUUGCCGCUUGAAGUUCUAAGGGGCCAUGAGUUAGGGGUGGAGGUAGCCUUGGUGGCUGGAAAAGGGAAGGGGAUCUGGGAUGCAUUAAUAGAGGUCUAGUGUAAGGGGAAGGGGACGUGAGCCUCCAUCCCUUCCACCCCCAACUUGAGCUCUCAGACCCCAGUCAGGAGCCUUAUGGGGGUUGGGAGGGUGAAGUCGCUGUAAGAUCCCUCCAUUUAAAGAAACCAGAGACCUGGCAAGAAAAAGUUGGGAAUGCAGGUAGCCAACAAAGAUUAAGUGUUUCAUAUGCAAAGGGAUCUUACAAAUAAACAAGAAAGAAAAUGCAAGGAAAAGAACAGGCGUUAAUGGAUUUAAUUAAAACCAAAUGGCCACCCCCAAGAGCUUCUAUUUCGCCCAGAUACCCUGAUCCCAGUGAUAUGACCCAUUUAGUCAUUUUACCUCUUCUCACACCUUCCCCUCCCCAAUGUCCAGGUUUGGCUGAGUUGUAAAUAUUUCUAUUUGUUGAGGUAUCUUUCUUUGUUUUGGAGCUCUUGUUUGGCACUAAACACAUUCCCAGCCAACAGAUCCUUGGCCAUUUAGGUUUGAUUUUCUAUUUAAAUAGAAAUAAAUACUCCGUCUAAUGAACUUAACUAAACCUAUAUAUCAGGCUUCUUUGUUCAGUCCCUCAUUCUCCUCUCUGGAUCCUUCCUCCUUUUGAGUUCUCUGUUCUGGUUUCUGUGUUUAUUUAGACCAGGAUUUCUCAAUCUUGAAAAUGCUGGAUCAUCUUCUGUCAUGGGGCCGUCCUGUGCCCUAUAGGAUGUUAAUUUAAGCAGCAUCUCUGGCCUCCACCUGCUCGAUGCCAUUAGCAGUCCCAUAUCUCCACCCUGCCCCAAUCAUGAUAACCAGAAAUGUCUCUAGACAUUGCCCAUGCUUUAGGUGCCAGAGGCGAGAGCGAGGAGAACCCAGACGAGCACAGACAUCCUGAGGCAAUCUUAGACACUCUCUGCUUCCCCCAUGUGUUUGCCUCAUGCUGGGCAAUGCCAGGACCCUCAAGAAGCCCCCGGUCUUGGGACGAAAAAGUUAGAGAUCAUGAUGAAACCGUACACCUCAGAUUGGGACUUGAAACCACGUGCUGGGUCUCGAACCCAGCCUAAACCCAGACUGACACUUGGACUCGAACCCGGCCAAAACCCACAGUCUUCCUACUGAGAUCACACACCAUAUCAGGAGCUGCCCAGGGGUCUCUUCGGACCAAUCCCAAACUCAGGCGGACCAGAAUGAGGUGUUCUCGGCACCUGCGGACAGAGUUGGGCCUGGCUGUGGCUCUGGGCACCUUCACCCUCCUCCUUCUCUCAAUCUGCAGGUCACCACCCACCUGCCCAGGCCUGAAGGAGCCACCGGGCACCCCCGUGGCUCUGGUCUGGCCCUCGCCACCCUCCCGCCCACCGCCCACCCCCUGCCUGGCCAACUCCUCCAUGGCCGCCCUGCCGGACUUCGCCAGGCAGCCGCAGCACAUCCGCAACUUCCUGCUGUACAAACACUGCCGCGAUGUCGUGCUGCUCCAGGACGUGCCGCCUGACAAGUGCGUGCAGCCAGUCUUUCUGCUGCUGGUGAUCAAGUCCUCGCCCAGCAAUUACGAGCACCGGGAGCUGGUGUGGCUCAGGUGGGGCCGUGAGCGCCAGGUGCACGGCGUCCAGCUGCGCCGCCUCUUCCUCGUGGGCACGGACCCCAACCCGCCGGAGACGCGCAAGGUCAACCGGCUGUAGGCCAUGGAGGCGCGGAUGCACGGUGACAUCCUGCAGUGGGAUUUCUACGACUCAUUCUUCAACCUCACGCUCAAACAGGUGCUCUUCCUACAGUGGCAGAAGACACGAUGACAUGCCAGUUUUAUGCUCAACUGGGAUGAUGACGUCUUUGCCCACCCAGACAACGUGGUCACCUACCUUCAGGGUGACAACCCUGACCACCACCUCUCUGUGGGGCAGUUGACCCACAGUGUGUGCCCCGUCCGCCUUCCCUGGAGCAAGUACUGUGUGCCGAAGGUGGUGACAGAGGAGGAACACUACCCGCCCUACUGCAGGGGUGGUGGCUUCCUACUGUCCCGCUUCACAGCCACCGCCCUGUGCCACACACCCGCCCUGGACCUCUUCCCCAUUGAUGAUGUCUUCCUGGGCAUGUGCCAAAAGAAGGAGGGCUCACACAGUGGUAUCCUCACGGCCGGUAUUCAGGCCCCCUCCAGCCACCUGUCCUCCUUCGACCCCUGCUUCUACCGAGAGCUGCCGCUGGUGCACCGCUUCCUGCCCUACGAGAUGCUGCUCAUGUGGGACGUGCUGAACCAGCCCAACCUCACCUGUGACAAGUGGACACAGAUCUACACAGAGGUGGAGUCAGGGCCCCCAGCCUCGAGGCUACUGUCUCCAUCCCCAUAGAAAGGGCAGCAGCUUCCUUCCCGGAAGCUGAGACCUUUGUCCUCCUAAGUGGGAAGGACCUAGGAGAGUACCAGGGAGGUUGGAUGAGUCUGGCUGGUGAAUUCCUACACAUCCUUCAAAACUCACCUAGUACUGCCUAGACCGUGUUCCAUCAUCCUCCCUAGACUCUCAGCUGGAAGGACCAUCUCUUUCCAUGUCAGCUAAUGGCAGAAGCACUUCUGCUAGGGCCCCAGCUGCUGCUGCUGCAUCCAUCCCUUUUCCAUGUCCCACUUCCUAGCCCUGACCUUGAUCGUGGGCUGAAGCCUAAGCAGUGACCAGCCUCUCCUUGGUUGUGAACCUGCGACGGUGGGUGAAUUCCUGCAAUGGUUUGAGGACACCUGGGUCCACAUGCAGCCGAAGCAAGAAGGAUUUUUCAGCUGGGAAGAGAGGGUUUCUGUUCUCCACCCCUCCCUGGAUCUUGGACCCCUCAGAUGGUGGGAGGGGCCAGAGAGUCUGGGAAUGGGACCACCCCCUCCCUGCUUGUGGCUUCAAGUGCUCUAAUGCUGGAAACAUUGGGCAGAGGAGGGAGGGAGCUAUCUCAGGCUAUGGGAGCUCAGAGUUUCUGGAGUCCCUGACAGGACCCAGCCCCACACUGGUGCUCCCCAACAAUACAGGAGAGAGUAUUGGGGCAAGAGGGGUCUUCCCUGGGCCCAAGGCCAGCACACACACCUUAGUGCCCAGAGAAGGGGGAUAUUCAGGUCCUUGGGAAUCCCUAAGUUCUCGGGACCCAGGACUGGCCCCCGCCCCUGUGUGUCUCUCAGACUGGGGAGAUCCAAGUGAACUGGUGACCCCCCCAGCCCUGCCACCCUCGGACAGGUGUCUGAGACAGGCUUCACAGGGAUUGGGGCAGUGGCAAAGGGGGCUUCACACAGCAGAGUGAGGACUGGAGACCAGGUCCUCAGGGAAUAAAAUGUUUUGCAAAGACUUAGAGGUCUUUUUUUUUGUUUUUUUAAGUGAUUUACAAGUUUUAACUCAGAUCAGUCUACAUUCAUCCUUAAAAUCUCACUUCCAGAAGAAAAUAUACACCAGUAAAACAGGGCAAGGAUGAAGUAGAGGCUAUGGAAGCGUCUGUCAGGCAGAUCUCACAUCAUCCUCCCCUGCCCCCCCCACACCCUCCAUGGCUCCCUAUUGCCCUCAGCUUACAUUCCCCCCUGCAGACUGAUUCUCACUGCCAGCUUGAUGGCAGGCUCCGGAGAGAGAGGCACAGCGGUGAUACUGCUCCUAGCUGCAUGGGAUGCUGGACCCACCUGCUUCUGGCAAGGCUCCUUCUGAAUCCCGCCCCGCCACCACACAGCCUCCCCUCUCUUCCCCGGGCUCACCUCCUCUCACUGGGGCUACAGCUCUACUGUCCUCUGUCCCACUCCUUGUGUCCCCUCUUUAAGUAUUUAUUGUGCACCUACUGUGUGCUACACACCUUGCCCUGUACUCCUCCUCCCAGCCCCAUGGGAAAGGUCAGUGGGCACUGACCCACCUUAUAGUGAGGACACAAACCUGUGAACAGUGAAACAGGAAGUUACCAGAAGUGGUAAGAACUUUGAGGAGAAUUAAAAUGAGGUAAUUGGACACACGGUGUUGGGGACGGGCGCUAGCCAGGAAGGAAGUCGGGGUUGGGACUGCAGAGAUGGGGCCUGAAGGAGGAGGUUAUGGCCUUGGGAAGAAUUGGGAGGAGGAUGUUCCAGGCAGAGGAUACAGCAUAUGCAAAGGCCCUGAGGUGAGCUGAUCAAGAGCAUUUAAAUUGCAGCCAGGAAGCUGUGACUGGAGGUGGGUAAGGAGAUGGAGGGAGAGGGGACAGGAGAUCACAGGGACUAGUCACAUGGGGCCUUGUGGGUUUGGGUGAGGAGAGAGGGUGUUGUUUUGAGGGUUACGGCAUCUUUGGAGCAAGGAAAUGACAUGAUUAAUUUUAUUUAUUUAUUUAUUUAUGGCUGCGUUGGGUCUUCUUUGCUGCACACGGGCUUUCUCUAGUUGCGGAAAGAGUGCUCCUCCCCUGCUGCAUCGGGUUGAAUAGCAUCUCACAAAAGUUCCCAACCACCUGGCACCUCAGAAUAUGGCCUUAUUUGGAAAUAGAGUCUUUGCAGAUGUAAUUAAGACUCGCUUACGUCGCUCGCCGCGCACUGAUUCCCGCUCCUGGCAGGGGGCGCAUCCCCCGUGGACUUGCACACACCCGCGCAGCCGGUAGGUGGACCCCAGAACAUGCAUGCAAACCCGUCUGCAUGCACCUGCCCCACGCCCGGCCCCAGAGACCUCACAGCACAGUCCUCGCCCGCCCCUACUCACGGUCGCCGCCGGCCACAGGUCGCCCAUCCUCGGAGGACCAGCGCGGGCCCCCGCACAGCCGCACCAGCGCGCGCACGAUGUGGUGGCCGCACAGCUUCUCGGGUGAUUCCUGGGCGAGGGCAGGGCCUAGGGCGAGCGCCAAGGCCGGGCCCAGCAGCACCAGCGCCCAGGUGAGCCGACGGGGGUCCAUGGCUGCGGGAGGCACCGGGCCCCAGCGGGGAUCCCCCUUAUAGGCGCUGGUCCGCCCCAGCUGGGAGCCUUGGAGGGGGAAAGAGCAUUCCUGCAGGAUGGUCCAGGGAGAAGGUCAAGGGCAGGGUCAGGGCAAGCAUACUGGAGCCCCUGAUAGUUGGGUUUCCUUUUUUUUAUGAUAUAUGAGUGCCUGACAACGUUUGAUUGCGGAAGCAUUGGCUUCAGAGAUGGCUCCCCAAUAAAUGUGACUAGGUAAAGGGCCAGGCCACCUCCUCCCGCUGAGGCACCUUUGUUUUACACAUCUCAGCUGACUGCAGUCACUGACCACUUGGGCCACUUGGUUGCUUGUUUUGUUUUCUCUUCUUAUGCUUUAUAUUCCAACCUAUGUUAAAUUCACCAAUAAAGAGUGAGCCCACGAACUCUUAGGCUCCCACCCUUGACCCCAGUGAAAGCAGGACCCCAGACCCACACUGCUCUCUCUACCCAGGACCUUGCUCUGUGGCCCCGGGAGUGCUGUGUAAUUUCCGGGUGUGCUGUGUAAUUUAUAAGUAAUAAACCUUUAUUUUCUCAAAGUUU
Messenger RNA from Aethalodelphis obliquidens (Pacific white-sided dolphin), 10456 nucleotides. RefSeq names its product UDP-GlcNAc:betaGal beta-1,3-N-acetylglucosaminyltransferase 3 (gene B3GNT3). Gene Ontology annotation, cellular component: Golgi membrane. Lineage: Eukaryota; Metazoa; Chordata; Mammalia; Artiodactyla; Delphinidae. Gene Ontology annotation, biological process: protein O-linked glycosylation; poly-N-acetyllactosamine biosynthetic process. The record is from RefSeq and is a predicted model, not a curated record. Gene Ontology annotation, molecular function: N-acetyllactosaminide beta-1,3-N-acetylglucosaminyltransferase activity.